This is a messenger RNA of Yamadazyma jaroonii, 1113 nucleotides long. Lineage: Eukaryota; Fungi; Ascomycota; Pichiomycetes; Serinales; Debaryomycetaceae. The record is from the annotation of a GenBank genome assembly.
AUGAAUGCUCAUCUUGAUUACCGUUGGAAUGGAGAUGUUGACGAAUGGGUGCUAGCAGUGGAACUUUGGAACCAAGGUUUCGUGUGUAGUACCAGUAAUGGUGUAGUGAGGACCUAUGAUUUCACUGGGGGUCCAAUGAAUCAAUUUACAGCCCAUGAGGGUUCAAUCAAUGCCAUUAAAUUUAUUGAUUCUAACUUGUUAUCCACUUGUUCUACCGAUGGGAUCAAGAUUUGGGACUUAAGGACCCAACAACAGGUCCAUGGGCUCACUAACGAUAAUAACACUUUCUUAUCGCUAGAUUACCGCCAAAAUAUACUCGCUGGUGGUACCGAAUUGAUGGGGACAGAUGCAGAAUUACACUUAUGGGACAUCAGAAACCCUCAGGCCCCCAUGAAAUCUUACGUAGACUCCCACCAUGAUGAUAUAACCGCCAUAAAGUUCCAUCCUACUCAAUCACAAUACCUUAUGUCGGGAUCUACUGAUGGAUACGUCAAUAUUUAUGAUCUUAAUGAAACCGAUGAGGACGAUUCCUUACACCAAGUGAUUAACUAUAACUCCGUUCAUAGCUGUAACUUCAUAAGUCCACAAAGAAUUGCCAUUCUUUCCCACAUGGAGACAUUAUCGUUCCAUUCGUUGAAUAACACCAAUUAUGAAACCAUUGAAGAAAAGGAAAUGAAUGAUUUGGGCGACGUUCGUAGUAAUUGGACAGACUGUGAAUAUGUCAUCGACUUAAACCCCCAAGGGUUUGUUAGUUUUGGAGCUAACUCAGCUAAUUCAUUGUCCUUAGUACCAUUUAAUGGGAAAUCAGAAACAUUUGAUCUCAGUAAGAGGAUCAAUUUCCCAGGAGCUCAUGGCGAAGAAGUGGUGAGAGAUAUGAAGGUUUGGGACGGUAAGGCAUUGACUUGUGGAGAGGAUGGAGUGGUGAAGUUAUGGAAAUUGCCAUAUGUUGUGGAGUUGAAUGAAGUAAGUGAAGAAAAGGAAAAAAAGGAGAAGAAACAUAAAGACAAAAAGGACAAGAAGCACAAAGACAAGAAGGAUAAGAAAGAUAGGAAAGAUAAGAAACACAAAGAUAAGAAGGAUAAGAAAGAUGACGUUAGAUUCAAGCCAUAUUAG